This is a messenger RNA of Mercenaria mercenaria, 378 nucleotides long. RefSeq lists its product as uncharacterized. The coding region runs from base 1 to 378 and encodes 125 amino acids. The record is from RefSeq and is a predicted model, not a curated record. Lineage: Eukaryota; Metazoa; Mollusca; Bivalvia; Venerida; Veneridae. The transcript is spliced from 2 exons.
AUGGCGUAUAGUUCAAACAACGAAAGUUCCGACGAGUUCUCAUCGCAUAACUCCAGUUCCUCAGAAAAUAAUAGUUUAUCAGACACCGGGAGUGAUGAAGCUAUCCAUCCCUACCGAUUUGAGCCUUUGAGAGCUGCAGUGGGGGGCUCUGACGAAUCCAACUCGGAACAAGACGAUGCAGUUGGAAAUGCUCAGGAUGUUGGAGAAUGGUGUACGUGUCACAAUUGUGAGGAGAUGGCAACCGCUGUCGAAUGCAGAUGUUGUAUUCGUGUUGGCAGAGUGAAAGACAAGAUGGAAGAACAUACCUCUGAGACGGGAGAAGAACUUGCAUGCAUUACCCAUCACCCAGGCUUCCAAACAGUUUGUCUGGACAGAUAG